Messenger RNA from Ostertagia ostertagi, 504 nucleotides. Lineage: Eukaryota; Metazoa; Nematoda; Chromadorea; Rhabditida; Trichostrongylidae. The record is from the annotation of a GenBank genome assembly.
AUGGUCACGCCAAGGUCUCACGUUGUACAAAAGAGGAAGUUUCAGCAAACGGUGCAACGUUUGGCAGAGAAAAUCGCUAAAAAUGGCAUCGACGAACCGGAAAAGAACUUGGAGAAUACCGGCACGCGCGUGGUGCUCAAGGGAAAGGAGCCUAUAAUUGUUCAAGAUGAUAAGAGCAAUGCACCAGAACCCACAUUAUCCGCUCCGCCUAAGAAGCUGAAGACUGUGGGGAAAGAACGUGAUGCUGUUGUAUUAAGGCCAGUGGCGCCUGUGCAGCCGAAGCGCCAUUUCUCAGCGCCAUCGAUGUCAGCACUUUACGAAAGUGUGAAUCCCAAUCGGCAAGAGACUUGUCAGUUAUGUGAGAAGGUCGUCUACUUGGCAGAGCGCAUGCAAGUGGAAUCAAUGUUUGUUCAUAAGAACUGCUUUCGGUGCGCCUACUGUAGCCAACCACUGCGAAUAGGGGAAUGUGGAAAAGACAAAGAUCUGGAAUAUCACUAUCCAAGA